CUCGAUCGAGACAUGAAUCUCUGGAAUUUGGAUGACGUGACGUGUAUAACAAGCGGUGCAGGGAAUAUCUCUGAGCUCUCUUGGUCAAUGAUGCGAACCGGUAUUGGGGGUUGUGUGGUGUGGCCCCGGGUGGGGGAUAAUUUUUUUGUCGGUAGACAGGAAUACCUUUUCCCCUUCUGCAGCAACGCCAAAGUCAACACCGCAGUCUCUGUCUCUGCCUUGAAAGCACCCACUGAUGUACCCUCGCGUAUGCGCAACUUCACAAUUUGGUUCCCCACGGUUUCGCCCAAUGGUUGUUGUCGGUACUGCUUUGAUCGGGGAUUUGAAGCUGUUACUGUAAGUCACUAA
Molecule: messenger RNA, 348 nt
Organism: Rodentolepis nana
Lineage: Eukaryota; Metazoa; Platyhelminthes; Cestoda; Cyclophyllidea; Hymenolepididae
Source: the annotation of a GenBank genome assembly